Coregonus sp. 'balchen' is the source of this 35368-nucleotide messenger RNA. NCBI's taxonomy places the organism in Eukaryota, Metazoa, Chordata, Actinopteri, Salmoniformes, Salmonidae. The record is from the annotation of a GenBank genome assembly.
AUGUCGAGAGCUGUGAUAGACUUUGCAGUCUCGUUCCUCACCAAGCCCCGACAUCUGGAGUUUCCGCACGCAGAAAAGUAUGCACGGGCCAGCCAUGAAACACAGGAACUGUUUGUGUUCCCUGUCUGAGGGGUUUGGAGCAGGGAAGAGAAAAUAUCGAAUGAGUCUCCACUGGCCAACCCUGUAAUAAAGCUAGCCCUCAACACCCUUUAAUGACUCCAAUCUGGCCGGGGGUUAUGGGUACUGGUUGUGUGUGUGUGUGUGACCCACCACAUCCCCUCCAGAAGGCCAAAAAAUAGGGCGACCACAAGCCAGUUGGGUCUCCCCCCCCUCUUCUCACGCCCUCUUCCUCCAAAGGCUUAGUAAUUGAAUAGUGAUGUUAACAUACUAUUGAAUAACAUACUGUACUGUGAAAGGUGACUAGCGUGAGUACAAAUCUGAAGAAAGGGGAAGAAAGUGUAUUUUGGGGCCUAAAAUGAGCCUGCUCUUUUCUUUUCUUCUGAGAUGUAUGACACUGCUUGUGUAUGGUCUUCUGUCACAGGACAUUUUCUCUGACAAUGCUUUUCAGAGUAAACCAAUGACUUCUCAUUGUAGGGUAUCCACCCAUACUGCUCAGAGUGGAUGAAAACGUGCUUUGUUGAUGAAUUUCACUUCUUUAUGCUAUAAGAAUACAUUUUUACCUUGAUAAAUAUAAUUAUUCAUGUUCUGAAUCGUUCAGUGGGGUCUUUCUCUAACAAUGUCAUUAACAUUUUAUCAAAAAAGUUGGAAAUCUUAACCUUAUACAUCCGAUAAUAAGCACCGAGCUCUGUUGACAUAGCGGUGCAGAUUUUUUUGAGGAUUUUACAUUUUGUGGUUGUUGUCUUCAAAGUUUCCGCGGGUUGCAAAAUUAGCAUGACACCAGCUGAAUUAAAUGUGAUUAUUAAUUAAACGCUCAGUGCUCCGUUGACAUUUCAGAGAUAUGGUUAUUUUUGUGAGAAAUCUUUUAAAAGAACAUGAAUUUCUAAUUGAUAUGAGAAGCGUAUAAUAAAGUAUGAAAGUGCUACAUGUCAUGUCUCAAAAUCGAUAUCUAUCUUACCUCUAUUGUUUAAUUUCCUGCGGAUUCGAGUUCAACGGGAAAGUGAGCCUGUCAGGUAGCCUUAAUUCUUGCACAGAAUCCAGCCUAGCUGACACUAUGCAAUUUUCCUGAUUUUAAUUUUAAUUUUAUUUAUUGAUGUUUUCAAUGAUGUUUUCCAACUUGGUCUCAGAGCAUUUCUUACUAUUCUGUAUGUAAAAUCUGAAACACUCCAUUUAGUAUGAUACAGUAUGUUAUGUUUCAUAUGGUAUGUAUCAAUUUGUGGCUGUCCAUCCCCCAUUAUGCAUGAAACGUAUGAUAUGUUACGAAUUUGCUAAACUUAUGAUAUGUUACAAAUUCUAGCUAGGUGGCUAGGCUAGGGGUUUGGGUUAGGGGUUAAGUUUAGGGAUAUGUUUAGGACUUAGGUGAAAGGGUUAAGGUUAGGAGAAGGGUUACUUAGUAGUAAGUAGUUGAAAAGUUGCUAAAAUGCUAAAGUUGUCUGUGAUGAGAUUCCCCGACCAACCACCUUCCUUUUGUUUUUGCCUUAACCUCUACAGGAUCGGUGUCCCGUAUACGGGACGGUUGAGCUAACGUGCGCUAAUGUGAUUAGCAUGACUGUUGUAAGUAACAGCAAAUGUCUUAUAUGGGCAGAAAGCUUAAAUUAUUGUCAAUCUAACUGCACUGUCCAAUUUACAGUAGCUAUUACAGUGAAAAAAAAUAUCAUGCUAUUGUUUGAGGAGAGUGCAUAACAACCAAAAACGUAUCACGGCAACUGGUUUGAUACAUUUACCUCUGAAGGUAAAUAAUGUACUUACAUUCAGUAAUCUUGCUCUGAUUUGUCAUCCUAAUGGUCCCAGAGAUAAAAUGUAGCAUAGUUUUGUUUGAUAAAAUCCAUUUUUAUAUUCAAAUGUAGAAACUGGGUUCUACAGUUUGAACCCUGCUGUCUCUGGCUUUUUGUUUGUAUUAUCUUUUACCAGAUCUAAUGUGUUAUAUUGUCCUACAUUGUUUCCUUUCAAAUGGUAUCAAGAAUAUGCAUAUCCUUGCUUCAGGUCCUGAGCUACAGGCAGUUAGAUUUCCGGUAUGUCAUUUUAGGCAAAAUUUGAAAAAAAGGCUGUGAUCGUUAAGAGGUUAAGUAACCAUCUGUCUUAUAACCAUAGUAAACGUAACAUAUCAUAUGUACAGAAUAAUAUGAAAUGCUCUGAGACCAGGUUGGAUUUCUGAACAUUCUUUUUCUCUGGCCUCUGUUGAUUUAGUCACCCUAAUUCCGGCCAUCCUGCGAGGGUAAAAACUUGGGUAACUUUUGAACGGAUAAUGAUAGAGACGUGGUUUGGACCAUUGGUUUUCUUAGAGGAUUAUCUACACUAUUAUUUUUUCCCAUUGGUCAAAAAAAUUGUUUUUGAUUGGACACCCUAUUAAUUGAUGCUUUUGGCUGAAGCCACCAUCAAAAAAAUUAAAAUAAACUUUGGUCAUUGAAGUUUGAUACCCUAAUUUCCCCGAUUGUAUGGUUUCCCAUUUUAGCAUAAUGCUCUGAGUUUUUCACCCUUGAAAGAAGAGACUUGCAUAGCAUUUAUCACUUAGAGCACAAUCUGAUGUGAAUAGAUUGUUUUGUAUUUUAUUAGGAUCCCCAUUAGCUGUUGCGAAAGCAGCAGCUACUCUUCCUGGGGUCCACACAAUACAUGAAACAUUACAUAAUGCAGAACAUUAAUAGACAAGAACAGCUUAAUAAAAACGUCACACAUAGCUAGGAUUAAGGUGAUCCGGUGCGGUGUCCCGGCAAAAUAAAUAGUGGGGGUACACCGUACCGGUAAAACAUGAGCCUAUCACAAUAAUUAAAACAAAAUGUCAAAAACUGUAAGCUAUUACACCACUUUUGAUCAUAACAUCACUUUUGAUCAUUACCGCAUGUCAGAGGCAUGGAAAAUAAGCGAAUGGACUUGAAAACGGGUGGUAUAGUCUAUUCUCCAAAAUGCGAUGUGGUUCGAUGAGAACACUGACAUUUUGCCAAGGCAGAGAUGAGUGGUCGACUCAAAGACACGCGUGGACAGCAGUGGAUGCAUACAUUCUGGCUUAAUGACAAUCUCCAAAUGUCAUUACACUUUUUGGUGUUUUGUGUAGCUAGACUGGUCUCCUAGACUAGACAGAAACAGAUGUCUCUUUCCAUUCACCACUGUUUGGAGGCUGGAAAUAUAUUGCGAGUGGAUGAGCGUGCGGGGGAAGCCUAGUAAAGGAGCCCUUUGAAGUGAUCGUUUGACAAUCAGAUGAGAACAUCAUGACUGGUUGUGUUUAUGCCACAAUAAAAAGUAAUAGGUUUUUAAUGUUUAAUGACAAAUCUUUUACGACUAGGUCCACAGAGAUCCGAUUUGAAUUAAUAGGGAUUCCAAAUGUAAUUCUAUGAUUAGGUCCAUACAAUUUUUAGGAGGUCCCGUACCGGGAAGAAAUGUAAUUAUACUUUCACACCUGCACAUAGCCUACAUAUGUGUUGCUUUAUCUGUUAGUUUUUUUAGCUGUUCACUAGAGCAAUAUGAGAUGGAAGGGAGUUCCAUGCAAUCAUGGCUCUAUAUAAUACUGUACGCUUUCUUUACUUUGUUUUGGAUUUGGGGACUGAAAAGAUGCAAGGCUGCAUGUCUGGUGGGGGGUAAGUGUAUGUCAGAGCUGUGUGUAAAUUGAUUAGGCAAACAAUUUGGAAUUUUCAACACAUUCAUGUUUCUUAUAAAAAUAAGUGAUGCAGUCAGUCUCCUUUACUUUUAGCCAAGAGAGCUUGGCAUGCAUAGUAUUAGUCCUCUGAUUACAGUGAAGAGCAACACGUGCCACUCUGUUCUGGGCCAGCUGCAGCUUAACUAGGUCCUUCUUUGCAUCACCUGACCAAAUGACUGGGCAAUAAUCAAGAUAAGAUCAAUCUAGAGCCUGCAGGACUUGCUUUGUGGAGUGUGGUGUCAAAUCUCUUUAUCACGGACAGACCUCUCCCCAUCUUUACAACCAUUGGAUCAAUAUGUUUUGACCAUGACUGUUUACAAUCCAAACUAACACAGAGUAAUUUAGUCUCCUCAACUUGCUCAACAGCUACAUAACAUUAUUCAUUAUCAGAUUCAGCUGAGGUCUAGAACUUAGGGAAUGAUUUGAACCAAAUACAAUGCUCUUAGUUUUAGAGAUGUUCAGGAGUAGUUUAUAACUGGCCACCCAUUCUAAAACCGACUGCAACUCUGUUUAGGUUUGCAGUGAUUUCACUAGCUGUGGUUGCUGACGCGUAUAGGGUUGAAUCAUCAGCAUACAUAGACACAUAGGCUUUGUUUUAAUGCCAGUGGCAGGUCAUUAGUAAAAAUAGAAAAGAGUAGAGGGCCAAGAGAACUGCCCUGCGGUACAGUACACUUUACAUGUUUAACAUUAGAGAAGCUUCCAUUAAAGAAAACCCUCUGUUCUAUUUCAUAGAUAGCUCUGAAUCUACGAUAUGGCAGAGUUUGAAAAGCCAUAACACAAGUUUUUUCAACAACAGGUUAAGGUCAAUAAUAACAGUACAGCUCCCACAAUCUUCUUAUUAUACAUUUCUUUCAACCAAUCAUCAGUCAUUUGUGUCAGUGCAGUGCAUGCUGAGUGCCCUUCUCUAUAAUCAUGCUGAAAGUCUGUUAAUUUUUCCUAAAUGUUGCUAAGAGUCGGCAGCAAGCUGAUUGGUCGGCUGUUAGAACCAGUAAAGGGUGCUUUACCAUUAUUGGGUAUCGGAAUGACUUUGGCUUCCCUCCAGGUCUGAGGAUAAUCUUUUUUCUCCAGACGCAGAUUAAAAUGACAAAUAGGAGUGGCAAUAUAGUCUGCUACCAUCCUCAGUAGCUUUCCAUCUAAGUUGUCAAUGCCAGGUGGUUUCUCAUUAUUGAUGGACAAUAAUAAUUUCCCCACCUCACCCACACUAACUUUUACAGAAUUCAAAAUUACAAUGCUUUUUUUUUCAUUAUUAGGUAUGUUAUGCAUGUACAGGAUAUGAUGGUUCACAGUUUUUUGUUGGCAUUUCAUACCUAAGUUUGCCUACUUUGUAACUGUCAACAUAAAGGUUUUGUGAUUAAUGAGUCAUCUUAUUUAAUGAAAGAUUUUUAAUUAGUUUGUGUACACUGAAUACCUGCUCUUUCCAUGACAUAGACUGACCAGGUGAAUCCAGGUGAAAGCUAUGAUCUGUUAUUGAUGUCACUUUUUAAAUCCACUUCAAUCAGUGUAGAUGAAGGGGAGGAGAUGGCUUAAAGAAGGAUUUUUAAGCCUUGAGACAAUUGAGACAUGGAUUGUGUAUGUGUGCCAUUGAGGGUGAAUGGACAAGACAAAAUAUGCCUUUGAAUGGGGUAUGGUGGUAGGUGCCAGGCGCACCGGUUUGAGUGUGUCAAGAACUACAACGCUGCUGGGUUUUUCACGCUCAACAGUUUCCCGUGUGUAUCAAAAAUGGUCCACCACCCAAAAGACAUCCAGCCAACUUGACACAACUGUGGGAAGCAUUGGGUCAACAUGAGCCAGCAUCUCUGUGGAACGCUUUCAACACCAAUUAAUUGAGGCUGUUCUGAGGGCAAGAGGGGGUGCAACUCAAUAUUAGGAAGGUGUUCCUAAUGUUUUUUACACUUAGUGUUUGUAUAUAAUGGUGUGAAAUAGACAGUAUGGACAGUAUAUGAAUAGAAAAGGUGUGUACAGCGGUAGUUCUAUAGGAGGAGCAUUGACUAGAAUACAUUGUGUACAUAUAAAGUGGGUAAAACUGUAUCUAAACAUUAUUAAAGUGACCAUUGUUCAAGGAUUAUGUACGGAGGGCAACAGUCUUUAAGGUGCAGAGUAGAGUACCGGGUGGCAGCCGGCUAGUAACAGUGACUAAGGUUCAUGGCAGGGUACUGGGCGGAGGCCGUGUAGUGGUGACUAUUUAACAGUCUGAUGGUCUGGAGAUUGAAGCUGUUUUUCAGUUUCUCGGUCCCAGCGUUGACGCACCUGUACGGUCUCCGCCUUCUAGAUGGCAGCGGGGUGAACAGGCCGUGGCUCGGGUGGCUGAGGUUCUUGAUGAUCUUCUUUGCCUUCCUGUGACACCAGGUGCUGUAGAUAUUUGGCACUCAUAAAGUUGAUUACCUCAUAGCAUCUUAUCUCAAAUUCAUAAGGGGUCAAUAAGUACAAUACUUAAGCCCUUUGUACAAUGCUUUCUCUGUUAUCUGAUUGAUAGUUGAUAGAGGUGAUGCAUUUUACCAUAUGUAGACAUCAGAUUUCUCUCAGACAAAUUAUGCAUACUUUCAUUGAGUCGUUGUUGCCCCGACUUGAACUAGUCUGAACAUAGAUUUAGCAAUACCAGUGACUUGUGGAUCUAGCCCCUAUAAAACGAUAAUGCCUGGUUGCCAACGCGUCUAUCAUUAUUGAAGGUCAAGACGAGACACCUGAACUGCUGGUGUCUACGAUCAAGCGUUACAUCAAAUGACUUCAUGUGGCACUCAGGAAACAAUCUCAAAGUGAGUCACCGCCGCUUUGGAUCAGAUUAUCAUACCUUUUAACCAUCAAAGCAGAAGAGGUUUGACGGAAAGUAUGCAACCACCGACUCUCACCAACCUGGAUGAAUUGUACCCUGUAGAGACACAUGCUACCAAUUUAGCAUCAUGAAAGACCAUGGUGGGAAGAAGAUAGUUGUUUUUCCCCUGUCCUCUUCCUGGCACUAUAGAACAUUCCAUGAAUGGAGGGUUGAGGGACAAUAGGAUGGGAUUACUAGAGCUGGGCUUUUUUUCAGUGUUGAAGGAAUUUCAAAUGUCCAAAGUAGACUCAUUCUUGUUAGGUGAUGAGCACUUUUUAGUAUGUGGAAUGUAGUUGAGUUCGAAUUCUGCAAAUAGUAUUUACUGCUGAAAGCUGCUGUACAUUUGUAGAAUGUUGUUCUUUAAUUGAAGUUGACAUAUACAUCUCUUUAUUUUCUUCACAGGAUUUUAAGCAACAACAAAAUUCAGGAACUGAAGAAUGGAUCCUUCAUUGGGCUGUCUACUUUGGAAAGAUUGUGAGUCUUAACAUUUUCAUAAUAUUCUCAUGUUUCCUACAAGCUCUGACCAUGGGAUAAUUAAUAAUAAGUGUAAUUUAUGCCUUUCAUCUCAUGUCAAUCGAUAUCUAGAAUCAUGUUUCACUCUCCACAUACUAUUUGACAAGGCACAGCUUCCUUUCAGUAUAAUGUGUGAGAUGAGUCCUAAACCAACCCAAUUACUCAUACUAUAUAUACCAUAGUAAAGCUUGGGGAAGUGCUAUGUUAGACACAAAUGUGCUUUAUUUAUUACAGGCUUGCAAACCUUUUCUAGGGGCAGUAAUGACAGAAUCCAAUCCAAGCUUGUUUCACACAACAGGCAUUUCUUGGUGUUUCAUUUCAGAAGUCAGAACAAUAUCUAGUGAUUGUAAGUGGAGUAAACCAUUAUGCAAUAAGCUAUGAGUUAGGAAGAGAGCCAGAGAACGAGAUAAAAAAUGCAACAACAAAAAGAAGAUACAUGAGGCAGAGAGUAAGAGUGAAAGCUAAAGGGGAGCAAUACAGGGGAGAGGAGAGUAGGCUUGUUGUACUUUCUCUGUCUUCGUGUCAAUAGGCAGCGAAGACAUUUAUUGAGGUGGUGUGCUCUGUCAAUAUUGAAUGUGCGUCGGAACGAUUGAGUGAGCGCGCGGAUAGUUGUUGGAAUCCAUUUGUUGGAGUCUUGUUUUGGAAUCAUAACUCCCGUGUUUCCCCCGAGACUCAGAGGAAAUGCUCUCGGCCCGUGUGUUAUGGACCUCUGGUGAUUUAUUGCUUCGGAAUGGCUUCGUGCAGAUAAAAGAACCAGACCAUUAAUAGCCAAGCUUUUACCCAAGGCUACAAUAACCAAUGACUGUAUCAAUGGGGAAUUUCAAGGGAAUAUUUUCCCAGGUCUUGUUAAAAGGUCCAUGGGAGCCUUUUUUGGCCGCAGUUAGCUAUCUGGUAUUGGUUUAGAAACCAUAGACAGGCGGUUGAAGGUUGUAGAACAAAUGUAUAACUUAAUGUUGGGUCACAGUACGUUUACAUGCACACUAAUAAUUCAAUAUUAAACUGAUUAUGGCAGAAGGUCGAGUAUGGCAUUAGUCAUGUAAACACCUUACUCUGCUUAUCUUAAUCGGCGUAAGGUCAUAAUCGAAGUAAGCAUAUGCCAAUUAAAACACCUGGAUUUCUGAGCAAUCUUUCAAAUUAUUGGGACAUGUAAACAGCUUAAUCAGUGUUCCAACGGCGUAUUUGAUCUGCGCAUGUCCCAGCACUGGGUAGCACAAGCCUCCCUUUUAUGCGAGAGUGAAGUGAGUUUGGAAAAACUGAAGUAUGCAUCUUUUAAAUAGUUUUCACAUACAAACUUUAUAUGUCGGAACUCAGAAUCGAAAAGUCUUCGCAAGAAUAACGUGGUCAAUGUGGUAGAAUGUUUUAUUCUGAUUGGUGAUUUUCUGCAUUUAUUAGAAGUGCCAUCAGUAGCCUGAUUUCAGAUGUGUCGAUGUAAACUGGAUUAUUAGGGAAAUCGUUCUUCUUGCAAAGCAUGUAAACAUUUUAAACUAUUAUAUUAACCUGACUAUCCACAAUAAUCGCAUUAUUGUGUGCAUGUAACCGUACUCAGUGGAAGUUUAAGAGUUGUACCUACAGUAAACAUUCCCACUUGUUGAAGUUCCUCAUCAUGUGAGGCUACAUGUUUAGCUCCAGUCUGUUAGCUUGUUUACCCUCCGUUUGUCUUUCACCCACAAGCACACCUAUCCCUCAUCUGAAUAUGUUAUGAUGCUAUUGACUAGCAGAUCCAUGCUGAUGUAUCUUGAACCAAUGAGAAGACCCAGAAUGACAUCAAAGGUCAAAUAGGGUGUGCUUAUAUUUGUCCUGUUUCACUGCAUGUACAAGUGGAUAUCCCAACUCCCCCUGAGACACCCUUGGAGAGUCGAGUCACAGCCAGGGAUGUACCUAGGCAUUAAUUUGCUUUAGAAUAUCACUGCACUGCAAUGGAUGCAUGUCAUACUCUGUAGUUGCUAUGAGUUAUGCUUGGACCAGCCACAUGCCUGACCUCACCCCGACUACCUUGCCGUAUUAAUAAGACAUCCGCUCCCAGAUUGUUUAUGGAUUUGGGGAGAACUUCCCUCCCGGUUUUUAUAAGUGGGUCAGAUUUUAGACUUUCGGAGUGGAAGGCCGUAAGACUAACUGGAAGUGCUUUCUGACAGUGAGUGUAAGCUUCAUUGAUCCUCCCACGCUGAGGAAGCCUUUAAUUCUCUUCGCUUCAUCUUAAUGCAUAGUAUAUGGCCAGUCGCUUUGGCUGGCGAGUUAAUUCUCUGGGUGGAAGAAGUGUGCAGCCAGUGGCACAUUUACCUCAAAGCAGCUCCCAUUGUGCUUUCCCUCCUCCCCAACCCCCUUUCAUCCCACUCCCUCAUCCAGAGAAGCUCUUUGCUUUGUCAUUCUAAUGAAGCCAAGCUAAGACCAGAGGUGUCGUCAGAAUGAUUCACACACACACAAUGCCAGCCCGGUUGCAUGCUGAAGCGGCCCCUGCUUUUCUUCCCUCCAACUCCCUCCUCCCCUCUCUCUCUCCCUCCCUCUCUCGUCUGACUACAGUCGACAACAAAAAACUAAGAAUUCUGUGCCCUGGUCUGUUUGCAUGCAGUGACGUGCUCUAUCUUCCCUCCUUCCUCCCCUGCUUCCUUCCUUCCUUCCCUCCUUCCUCCCCUGCUUCCUUCCUUCCCUCCUUCCUCCCCUGCUUCCUUCCUUCCCUCCUUCCUCCCCUGCUUCCUUCCUUCCCUCCUUCCUCCCCUGCUUCCUUCCUUCCCUCCUUCCUCCCCUGCUUCCUUCCUUCCUCAGAGCACAGCCAACAAAAUAGGGAUUCUCCUCAGCUUGUGUGCAGUGGUGCGCUCUGUGAUUGGAGCUCAUUGUGAGUGGCAGGCAGGGGGGAAAUUGAUUAGCCCUCUUCAGCCGUGAAAUGGCAGGGUAACUGUGGCGACGGCAGUGUUUUGUUACGGCCAAAGGUGUCCUGGCAUGGAGAUGAGGCCCACUGAAUCCCCAUUAUCACCCUCCUACACAGUAAUAUGAACCCAAGCUAGCCCCUGUCGCACGGUUAUUCUCUCCCAAAGCUGCCACAAAGUCAAUGCAGAGCGAAGGGUUAUUACGAAUGAAGCGGGGAUAAUCUCUUGUUAUUUGGAAAGACUGGAGAGGUAUUGAGUUUCAAGAGGAACCAUUAUGGGGAAUAACUGUCAGUGAGGAAUGCUAGUCUGGGACUGUAUGCAUGUAAGAGAACUGUAAAUAUUGUGUAACUGUAGGUUAUCAACAUUGCAUAAGAUGACAAAGCAAUUACACAAAAUGUAUAAUAUGGGGUGAGACAUUUGUGUUUCUCACUUAAAAAUCUCAAAGUUGAGAGAAGCCUUAUUUGAUCAAUUCUUGUGAUCUGCUAACAAGGAAUCAUCCAUCAUUUUGUUUCAGAAGACAGCCUUGUUUAACAUCAGCAAUUUCUCUUCAUCAACAUAAAUGUUCAUCUUGAAAGCAGCCUUGUGACAGAUUUGGUAGAGUAUACUUGUUAGAAACCUACCAAAUAGACAAUCUGACUUUAAUAUUGCUUGUGGCAAAUGGAAAUUGAAGAAACGUUAUAUUUUCCCCCUUCAGAAUGACAAGGCCAUAAUGUUUAUCAGUAGCUACCGUGCUCUUAUAUUGAACAGCACAUUUGGCAGUUUCUACACCUUUCCAAAAUGGCUGCAGAGGCUUCUACAUAAUCUUUAGUUUAAACUAGACCGAACACAAGGAUAAUUCUGGAACCACCUAAAGCACUCCCAAGGUAAAUUAAUUCAGACUUCAUUAUCCAGUCAUUUCCAUUUUAGAAUGACAAGCAGGCCUAGCGUGUUCUUGCAAAGAGAGUUUAUAGAACUUGAGGCGGAGUUGGGAUACGGCCUACCCCCGACAUUACCCCGACUCGCCCCUCAUGUUAUCCACAAGUUAUUCUGCUUCUCUAAAUAGGAAACUUCAAAUGGUUUUUAUAUUCUGUACUGUUACUGCUAUUUCUGCCAGUAGAGUGCAGAUGCAAAGGUGAUAGUGUUGGAUUUGUAUGAUUUUCCCUUUCCAAUACGUCGAUGCCACCCCUCAAAUUGUAUCUUAGUGACGACUUGACAGUGGGGUACAGCAGAUUGUACUUGGAGCGUCAAUUAAUAGAAAAUAUAGAUCAACCAACUUCUUAAAGCUGGAAUCCGUAAUGGUGAAACGGCCACGUCCGUUUGGGAUAUUACACCAACGAAGAAGUUACUGCCAACAACCAACACUGGAUGCGCGAUAGAACAGAAUAAUAUGUAUUGCACAUCUUCUUUAUCACACUGUGUGACGCUCCUCACCUUGUUCGACAAAAAACAAUAACAAAGGCGGUGGGGCGACCGGUGGCGCUGUUUCCCCUAAUGAGGAUUCCAUCUUUAAACAACUGACACAGAUCGGAAACGGUACCUUUCAGUGACUCGCCUCAAGUAAUCCACCAAACAAAGACCAUUCUUUACCCCCUUCCAAGAAGCCACAGAACUGAUCACGCCAAGCUGUCCGUUUUUUGGAAAACCACAGAACGAACAUUAGGAAAUGCAAUCACAGAGAACUCUGAACUUGAGUUUGAAACGAGUCCAGAACAAUUGUUGGACUCUUUCACCCUUUGCCAGCAUUCCAACACUACUCUUUGAGGAAAUGAAAGGCUCAUUAGAUUGGGAUUGGCUUUGGUGCUUUGACACUGGCCAUUUGACUGGCACUGGCCCAACCAUGGCAUGAUUAAGCCUGAUUAAGCAUGGAUAAAUGUAAAACCCACCUUUUGCCUUGUUGAACACCCUCCCCCAGAGUCUGGACUGCUAUUCUACCACUUGUGAUAUGUUGCCCCUCUCUGUUGAUUUACUAUGGUCAGCAACAUCAAACAGUUGGGUAAAGACCACAGCUAGGGUUGGUGAUGGCAACACUAGCAUUUCAAAGUGAAACUUUUGGAAGGUAUUUAGAGAGGAGAACAGAAUUGGCUAUAGAGAAAUUAGUAGGGGAAAAAGUACCAUUUCGGCACAGUAAGCAAGUACAAAGAUCCUCCCUUCCUAGCCUCUUGCAGGUGGUCGAAGGCACUCUGUGCUCUAUUUGUGCCUUGCAUUUCAAAGAUAAUAAUUUUUUCGCCCUCCCCCUUUUCCAUUUUUCUUUCAACACCCCUCUACAGGAAAGCCAAUUCUGCCAGUUCACAUCAAAAGCAAUAGCUAGACUGUGUAGCCCUGCCUCCCAAUCCCCCCACCAUUUUCCUCAUGACAGCUCCUCAACAUCAAACAGCCCAGCCACAGUUACCCAGCGGCCUUUGUGUGGAGGCUCAGGUGGCGACCCGCAAGGUCUUUUGAAACAUGGAUUGUAAUGAGUGACUCUGCAGUGGCGGCGCGGGUGAGCGCUAGGCGCUAGCAGGGAUCUGUGACCGUUCGACCUUUGAACUUGGUCCAGGAUGGAGCGUGGCGGGGUCCUUUGUGUGUGGGCACCCACGGCUGUCAGCAAUGGUGCUGAGGAGGCCUGAUUGAUGGGGGGGGGGGGGGGGGGGUCUCGUGCGCUAGCCACAGGUGUCUGAGUGGGUGAGAGUCCCACGGGAUAUGGGAGGAUUGUUGGCCAUUUGGUUCUACUGUAACGAAGUACCAUAGAACCAGGGGUUAAUGGGGUGAGCAGCAGUGGGAUUUCAGUCAUGCAUUCUCCUAAAAAUUUUGCUAAAAGCUGGCUCUUGGAUGGCCUCCCGAGUGGCGCAGCGGUCUAAGGCACUGCAUCGCAGUGCUAGAGGCGUCACUACAAAUCUGGGUUCGAUCCCAAUAGUACUGUUUGUCCAUUUUUAGAUGCCGUAGCCAGUAUAUGCUUCCUCAAAAUAGUCAUCAUUAAUCUAAAAUAACUCAAGAAAUCUGUCAUUUAAUUUUGACGUUUUUGUCGAGGAGAUCUUAGUCGCACAAUUUUUCUUCUAAAUAAGAUGUUUGGUGAAGUAUUUCUCAAUGAAAAAAUGUGCAUGAAAACGAGUAAUCUCUCAUUGAAUGACAACAAAGACUUUAUUGAAGAAUCCCUACUGUUGACCAAUCACCGACGAAGGGGCGUAGACUUCGGCUUGCCUCUCGAAAAAAAAUGGUGUGCCCGUCACAAAAUGUAAUCAUAAUAUAUGCACAAACUGUUUCAGCUGGGAAGCAUGCGGACGCCUUUAGUCUCUUAGAACUGGUCUCUGAAUGUACAAAGCACUUAUAUUAACAGUAGCCCUAUUUAUUUGAUCAGUCCAUCAGGGAAUAUGAAUCAACCCUUUCUAAUGUUUGUUAUAAGAUGCGUAGAAUAUGAUUUAUUGCUCAUUAGGGAGUGGUAUUGUUGGAUGAAGUUGGUUGCAAGUAUUCGUAAUAUCUGAUUGCAUUAUGACACGAACAAGACUAGAAGUAUUAAUUGUUGUGUACUUGAUGUUAAGUUUGUCUUUAUUUUCUUGUGGCUAACCCUCUUUUUGUCUUUCACAGGGACAUGCGGAACAACAUCAUCAGCCGUAUCGAACCGGGGGCUUUUCUUGGACUGCUCGCACUCAAAAGACUGUGAGCAUUAUCAGUAUUCCCAUCAGCAUUAAAUCAUUUUAAUUUUAGUAAAAUAUGUCAAUUUCUUGGCAGAUGCUAUAAUGUGUAGGUCUUGGACGACAGCCAGCAAGAGUCAUCGGCUGAACAGUUUCAAACCUGUGUCUAAACCAAGCUCUUUUACUCAACGUCAGAUUUCUUUCACAGAAUCCAAUUCACACCAUUUCCAAUACUGUUAGAGAAGAGAAAGAGAUGGGUAUUAUGAAAAGAGAAAUACCUACACACGGUUGUAUAUGUUCCCACGUCGCAACAUUUUGACCGAUGUUGGCCCUAUCUGUUGUAUCUGGUAUAGAGGCUAUUGCCAACUCUCUGGGUCUAGUGUAUCCAGUCUAUAAGUGACUGCUGUAAAGCAGCUUUCUAUUAAGUUCUCCAGUCCACUUGGGCCCUUGCCAGGGACUGCUCGAGACUGCAUGAGGCCCUAUCUACUUUCACACAUACAAGGAAAAGGGGGAUGGGUGUGUACUCGGUAAUGUGUGUGUGUUAGAGAGAGUGUUCGAGUGUGUUUGUGUCUGUGCACGCUUCUGUGUGUGUGUGUGUGCGAGUGUGCGCCUGUAUGAGUGCAUGUGUAUUGGGAUCAUCUCACACUGGCCGGUCCUUGCCAACAUAAACUAGAGUUUGGCUGCUGGUGCGGAGCAGUGAGUGAGACGGGAAGGUUGUCAACUCCUUGGCUUGGACAGAGCUUCAUUUCCCCUUGUCAAGCCUCAGCCAUUUUACAACCAACAGUGUAACUAUAUUCUCUAAACCUAUAGCUAUAUUUCCCUUAUCUAACCUAUAUCAUUCAGCCAACAGCUAUUUCAUCUUGAAUGGGCCUAUAUAACACAAUGUCAAAGUUGGGUUGGAAUUAAAUGAAUUGAUCAGAAACACUGGAUAUCCACUGAUAUAAAUUCAUCAAUAUAAUGUGUUUCUGUUCAGAACGACACAGCAGUCUUUUCACAAAAUUAAACGUGUUUGGCAGUGGAUAUAUAUUGCACAGACAGCUUGUCAGGUUGUUAAAUCAUUCAUUUGAUUGGUCUCUGGCUGCAUCUCCAAUAUAUCGCUUACACUUCAACCUAUUUCUCAACUAGCGAAGGUGCAAAAAAGAGUAGGAGAGGUAAAAAGUAUUGGGCUUUGUGCUGUAGACAGAAGCCCCGUUGCAACUUCUGGCACGCAGUCCGCAUACCCUCCUGCCUGCCCUCCACUGGGCUUCUGGAAAAGGGUGAUGGAGUUAAUUGACACGCUCCCUUUCUAUUCUAAUGCAGUUGGUAGCAAAGGCUCCUGACAAAGACUUGCAGUGCUGUCUCUCUCUCUCUCACACACACACACAGCCCCAAUCUUAAAUGUCUCCCAUCUGUUCUUAUACAUCUCUUCAAGACCCUAAUUAAAUGUUUGCUUGUUUUUAAGACAUGCCACUCGCUAGCGGCUAGGCCAAACCGAGGCUGCCUGCCUCUUUUACCCAUAUUGUUUUCGUGAAGAAACAUACAUGUUCAAUGCACGCUACAAUGCAUUACUUCACCCCUUUCAUUGUCAUCAUUUGUAAUCAAAACUUAGUUAGGUCAAAGUCCACUUUAUAUUCCAGUGUACAUUGUUAGGAAAUGUUAUAGCCUAUUUCAAACCAGGGCUCUUACAGCACAACAGAUAUGCAACUGAUACACUCCCACUUUAGUAAAUAAAUAUCAGAGCUAACACAACAUGACUGCAAUGUUUGCAGGGUAGCUUAGCUUUGCUUUUAGGUUGGCGCCUGGACUCUUCAUGGGACAAACAUCUGAUCCGGUGUCAGUCAGACGGUGCCUGUCUCAGCUGUUAGGGGCUGGCUGGCUAGGGGUGGGGGGGAGUAGAUACCCUGGGAGGAGAGAGCCCCAGGGAAUGCUAGUUCCAACACUGUUGUAACACCUGAUACAUCUAGUCAAGAUCCUGGUGAACAGCAAGUAGUAGACUCAGUGCUGUGUCGAUAUAUCAGCAAACUGCAUACGUUGGCAAUAUAGUCAAAUGACACCUAUGACAUGACAAGGCUCGUUUGUGCUGGAUGAGUUAAGAGCCACCCAUUCAAGUGACUCCGGGGUGAAGUUUCCCCCGGGUACAGAUGUAGGAUCAACUCCCCCUCCCCCAACCCUGAUAUGAACCAUUAGUGGGGAAACUGACCCAAGAUCAGCGUCUAGGGGAAACUUCACCCUACAACUCCUCCUCUUCCCUACUGGCCUCUCCAGGGCCUUACCACCCAGCAGCAGCCUCAACAUUCCACCAACAGCUGAACAGUCACUGACCCUGCCUUGUUACUUACACACCAGGCUAUUUUAGCAUCUGCUCAUAUCAUAACAGACAGCUUGCUCUGGGUCUGCCUAGCUGUAAUGUUGAGCUCUGCUGCUACUUUAGUGGACAGACUACAAGUUCAUGGACAGGUUUUAUGAUUUGAAGUACUGUAAAACCAAGAUCCUUGUGAGUGUGACACACAGCCCUGAAGCGACGUUAUAGUGGGGGGAAAAAUUGGCAAGGACAUAAAGUCUUCAAUUGUCAUUUAAAAUAUUGUUGGAAAUCAUUGGACAUGAUGUUGCUAUGAUGACACAAGCAACAACAAUGUCAUUUUUGAGAGGCAUAGCAGAUGUUUUCUCCUUAUGUGGGCUGCUUUGACAUCACACUACAUUUUCCCAACUGCGAGAGCACAGCACCAUGUCUAGUGAUAUGGCAUGGCAGCAUUGGCAGGACAGGAGUUUAUCCCUUUAGCUAAGGAAGUACCCCCCCCCCCCCCCCCCCCCCACUAGGUGAUCCUCCUCAGACACAGGAUGCCAGCACGACUUCUUGGCAGCCCCCGAAAGGUUUUUCCAGGCCAGGCGGAACUAACCACCUCAAACAGUAAAUUCCCCAGCUGCCACCCUCCCUAGGACCCACAACAAUAAUUAGACCAACACCAGGAUGUUUACGUGAUGUGCUCCACACUUAUUUUCUAAGAUUUUGACAAAAAGUGUUGCUAGUGCUGUGAUGUUUGCUAGUGCAAUGCUGCUGCCAUGGCAUUAGGCCUUGGGUUAGGGUUGUAGCAAUGAUGCUGCCCUGGCAUUAGGCCUUGGGUUAGGGUUGUAGCAAUGAUGCUGCCCUGGCAUUAGACCUUGAUACUGUAAAUGUGCGUUAACCUUAUAUGGACGAUGCCAUCGUACGGAUGAUGUCAUCGACAUUAUCAUGCUCGUAACAUGUACUGGUGUUACACUUUAGUCAUUGGUUUACGUUUGAGUUAUUAAGCAGAUGCUAUUUUAUCAUUUACAUUUACAUUAUUUAGCAGACACUCUUAUCCAGAGCGAUUUAGAAAUUGGUGCAUUCAACUUAUGAUAGCCAGUGGGACAACCACUUUAUUUUUUAUUUUUUUGUGGGGGAAGAAGGAUUACUUUAUACUAUUCCAGGUAUUCCUUAAAGAAGUGUCUCCGGAAGGUGGUCAGUGACUCCGCUGUCCUGGCGUCGUGGGGGAGCUUGUUCCACCAUUGGGGUGCCAGAGCAGCGAAUAGCUUUGACUGGGCUGAGCGGGAACUGUGCUUCCGUAGAGGUAGGGGAGCUAGCAGGCCAGAGGUGGAUGAACGUAGUGCCCUCGUUUGGGUGUAGGGUCUGAUCAGAGCCUGAAGGUAAGGAGGUGCCGUUCCCCUCACAGCUCCGUAGGCAAGCACCAUGGUCAUAUAGUAGAUGCGAGCCUCAACUAGAAGCCAGUGGAGUGUGCGGAGGAGCGGGGUGACAUGAGAGAACUUGGGAAGGUUGAACACCAGACGGGCUGCAGCAUUCUGGAUAAGUUGUAGGGGUUUAAUGGCACAGGCAGGGAGCCCAGCCAACAGCGAGUUGCAGUAAUCCUUACAGGAGAUGACAAGUGCCUGGAUUAGGACCUGUGCCGCUUUCUGUGUAAGGUAGGGUCAUACUCUGCGAAUGUUGUAGAGCAUGAACCUGCAGGAUCGGGUCACCGCUUUGACGUUAGCGGAGAACGACAGGGUGUUGUCCAGGGUCACGCCAAGGUUCCUUGCACAUCCCGCUGUAACUGCUUGCAUAUACACCCACAACCUUGAUUUUAUACACCCACCGCGUUACUUUUAUUCACGGGGGCAUGUUUUUGUAAUGGCUGUUUCGAAUUCCCUGCCUACCUCAUUUCUUCUAGUUUGACUUUGUAUCUUUGAGUUGAACAAAAUCAUAUUUUCGGAAUGUUGUCUAAAAACAAUCUUCGCCCAAACAUGGUUUCUUUACAAAGGACCUCCAGGUCAUAGAUAAUGCUACCUGACGUUUGCCAGAGUCCCGGCGAAAAAGACACUUAGAUGUGUAUGACAUACAUCAUAAGAGAUGAAUCUUGACUAGUUUAGUGUGUUACACAAGCUUUGAUGUGGAAACCCCCUCUGGGCGAACAUAGACAUCUCAAAUCACCUUGAAAGUUGUAAAACUGACACCUUAAUUUUUUUUUAUCCCUGCCUCUGCCCCAACUUGUCUGUCAGGGAAUGACAACACCAGUCUAGUUGACAGUGUUCCCCAUUUUUGAUUUGUUGACCUAAAACGUGGAUUUAUUAGAAUUCGCUGAUUCACCACAUGAAGUCAAUUGACUCUAGUCGUAUGUAUAUCAUGUUGUUUGUACAAUUUGCGAUGGCCUAUGAUGUUUCUAAAAAUAUUGCUGCUGUUUGACUUGAGGAAAUCAGGACAGAAUAUAACCAGAAUCUCCAUUUGUUUUGCUUUCUACAGAGACCUGUCCAACAACCGCAUUGGCUGCCUCAACGUGGACAUAUUCAAGGGCCUCACAAGUCUGGUUCGACUGUAAGUAAUAGUUAUUUUUGAUUUGCUUUGAAAGCCGUUCACUUUUUUCUCUAUCCAUCUUUAAAAAUUACUUUCAAAAUUAUGCCAUAAGUUCUUGAUAAGGACAUUCACGUGAAAGUUACAUAUUUGGCUCCAGCGCCCCAAUAGUAUUUGCCCUGCUCUGAACACCAGAAAAUGGUGGCAGCCAGGUGUUGAGAUAUUAGCAUAUUACCCAGGGUUCCCCCACAGGUCUCAGUGCAACAGCUGCAACACAUUAUUCCAUGUCCUCUUCCCACAAUGCAAAGGUGAGGAUUAAGAUAUUCCUGGACAUCUCGGUGGAGUAACCAAUGACAGGUUGUGUUUGGGUCCUGAUUGUGUGAUGUGACAGGUUGGCAUACUUGAUGAAUUUGUUAUAGGUGAUUGAUAGCCUUCGUCUUGUCUUUUCAGAAACCUUUCAGGAAACAUGUUUUCAUCACUAGCCCAAGGGACGUUUGACAGCUUGGUGUCGUUGAAGACAUUGUAAGUAUGAUUUAGGGUUUAAGGAAAUAAAUGCUAUCCCAUGGGUCUCUGUAGCAGUUUACAGUGUUUUUACUGGGCUAUUUAAAAAUGGUAGGGCUACACCAUUCUUCAGGCAGCCACUUAAAGGUGGAAUCUUUAACUUUUAUUUCCCAGUUGGCAACUCAAGGUACUACAAAUACAUUACAAAACAAAGAAUCAAAUGAUUCCAUCUGCCAAAACCCUCAACCUCAGUUUCCAAACUGCUUCAUAGGGCUAGUGCUUUUGACUGGAAAUGAAACUUAAAGGGGCACUUUACCACUUUUUUACCACUAUUUAUUAUCUCUACAGAGGUCUCAAACAGUAAUUUAAUGUGUUAUGUAGUCAAAAAGAUGAGAAGAAACGGUCCUAAGAAAAUGACUCUCUACGAUGUCAUCGGGAGUGUUGACCUGCCCCUUUAACUCUGUGUCUGUCUCCAUGUUACCUCAGGGAGUUCCAGACGCCGUACCUGCUGUGCGACUGCAACCUGCUGUGGCUGCUGCACUGGAUCAAAGACAACAACGUGGGGGUGAAGGACACCAGCUGCUCCUACCCCCGCUCCCUGCAGGGCCAGCUCAUCACCUCCACCAAGCCUGAACUAUUCACCUGUGGUAAGGAUACACACACACACACACACACACACACACACACACACACACACACCUGGUCCUACACUUACUCAUCAGCCCUUAAGCUCCAGAUACAGAAACACACACAGAGAACACUACACACAGGCACGCACCAAUGCACGUGCACACACACACACACACAAACAAACUCACACACUCACCUCACCUUCAUCAAACCUAAGUUUUGUCAGAACACAAUCCCAAACACACACACACACGCUACUCCCCCACACCAUACAUCACCUUGCUCAAACCAGAGCUCCUAGUAAGAGGCUAACUUUUGAUGUAUAAACACAUACAUUUUCAAACUCUUGCUCAGUCACAUUCAGCCACACUCACACACCUGAUCUCCUCACUUCGACCUCACGGGAAACACACUCUCACAAGCAGUCUUUGGCCUGCUGCCCUCCAAGACGCAUUCUCAGACAGGACAGAUAUACAGUAUAGAUGUACGUAACACCUCUUUAUCCCCACUCCAUAGUAGUGAGUUUGGUUCUGUACUCUGUUUUGUGUUGCUGGUGUUAUUGGGAAUGGGAGUUGUCCAAUGGCACAGGCGAUAAGGAAAGGGCCAGCAGUACGGAGCAGUACAGCGUUUGUUUGUGCUUGCCGUGUCUUAUCAGUUUGGCACUCUUCACUGCAUGGGUUAGGACAUACGUGGCACAGCUUUCACAAGUAGAGACACAUGACCUGAGUGAUGAAUAGGACCAACAUUUGCCUAUUGAGGGGAUCCCCACAGGAGAUUAAUAAAGUUGUGUUGAAUUGAAUUAACCCCAUCCUGUCCGCUAGAUAUGAGUAUAUGCACACACAUACUCACCUAUAGUCAUGUACACGCACACACCAAACUAUAAAAGUGGGACACAAAUGCCCUAAAUGUAACCCUGUCCUCCCAAGACGCACCCCUGGAGCUGCCCUCCUUCCAACUGACGCCAUCCCAGCGUCAGAUCGUGUUCCAGGGCGACAGCCUGCCCUUCCAGUGCCAGGCCUCGUUCGUGGCGGAGGACAUGCAGGUACUGUGGUACCAGGACGGCCGCAUGGUGGAACCCGACGCAGCCCAGGGCAUCUUCAUUGAGAAGAGCAUGGUACAGAACUGCUCCCUCAUCGCUAGGUAAGAUGAAUACCAUCUGGUUCCUCUCCGUUUCUUUCUUCCAGGGAGUUUCUUCUUGCCACUGUGCUUCUGCUAUUUGCUCACUGUGCAGCUGUUUGCACUUUGUGACAAAUGCUGUUGAAAAAAGGGCAGUGUAAACAAAAUUUGAUUGAUUGAUACCAUGAAGUUCAAGCGGCCUCCUUAGCACAGUAGUGUGUGAAACCAUGGUAUAUGCAUUUCUAAAAAAGGAAUGUGGUCAGCACUGAGGAAAUCCUGUGUAUGACUCCUAUGUUACAGUAAAAGGCCAAAGCUACUGUUUGGCAGUAAUAUUUUAUGUCACUGUUGUUCCCUCUAUGUUCUGUCAGUGCGUUGACCAUCUCCAACAUCCAGCCUGGUUCUACGGGAAACUGGGAGUGUCGUGUGAGGACCAGCCGCGGGAACACCACGCGUACCGUCCACAUUGUGGUUCUGGAGAGCUCUGCCAAGUACUGCCCACCCGACAGGGUGUCCAACAACAAGGGAGACUUCAGGUGAGCGGGGGGAUAUGUUCAUUGUCACAGACCAGGUUGAUAUCAGUCAGUAUCUGUUAGAUAAAUAUUUUAGGUAAAAGUUGUACUUUUAUUAAUCUAUUGGUUUGAUCUAAUCUAAUAUUGGUUUGAUCUAAUCUCCACCAUGUGGUUUAAUCUCAUCUAUUGUUUUAUGUAAGCAGGUAGGUAUACACUGACUUGUGUAAUUUGAAUAGACUUGUUUAGGCUGUUUAAAUUUGUGUCAGUUGUUUGUGGAACAAGCUUGGCUCUGUGGCACCUCCUAGUGGCUGAAUAUCAGACUUUUAAUUGUAGUUAUAUCUAGGUCGUAUCCACUAGGCACCAAAUGGAAGAAAACUGACUGAAACAGGGAAGGACUAAUGUGAACUUGUCCAAUAAGAAAUGCUUGUUUUGAUUGCUGGAUAUUUUCAAUUUGUAAAAUUGUAGUUGUCUAAAAGCAUCUAAUCCAUUGAGUAAAUCGUAGCACAGGGCUGGAAUAAAAGCUUUCCACAGUUUUAGAUGAUGAUGUAGAGCACCAGUAAGUGGCAGCUGUUGUGGCUAAAUAAUCACAUGAUGUUCGUGGAACAUACCACGUGACUCAUGCUAACUACACUGUGGCAUAACCACCCUUCUUUUUGUCACUAAUUCUAUCUCUCUAUAACUGGUUUGCUGGGAGGAAGACUCUUGACAAUAAACGUCAACCUGGCACAUCUAUUAAGCACUUCAUCAAUCUUAGGGGGAUUCUGGCAUUUUGCUAGCUGAACAAAUUCUCUCUGUCUGUCUCUCGCUCUCUCUCUCCCCUCCGCCUGUCUCUCUCUCUCUCUCUCUCUGAUCUCCAUCUGUCUCUCCUCUGUCUGUCUCUCUCUCUCUCUCUCUCUCUCUCUCUCUCUCUCUCUCUCUCUCUCUCUCUCUCUUUCUCCCCCCCUCUCUCUCUUUUCCUCUCCCCCUCCACUCAGAUGGCCUCGUACCCUGGCGGGCAUCACAGCCUUCAUGCCCUGCAACAAGCUGGCGUCGGGCGCAGGAAUCUACUCGGGCUCGGUGGGUGACGAGCGGCGGGCAUGGCGUCGCUGUGACCGCGGGGGCCUGUGGGCCGAGGACGACUACUCCCGCUGCCAGUACCAGAAGGACGUCACCCGCGUCCUCUACAUCAUCAACCAGGUGACCAUGGCACUCUGUCUGCCCAUGUUUGAUUUGCUCUCGUUGUCUGUCUGUGUUGUCUUUCUCGAUCUCCUCUUGUUUUCUUUCUACAACUUAUUAUAUUUUUCCUCAUCUUUGUUUGUUUUCAUCUUUCAAGUCUUUGCUCUUGGUCUGUUCUUUUUAUCUCUUUCUUCUGCCAGUGUUUUUAUUAUUUUCACUCACAUUUCCUCUUGAUGCUUUCACCCUUGUGUACAGUCCUUUUAAAUUUCUCUCUCUCUCUCUCUCUCUGUCUCUGUCUGUGUCUGUCUGUCUGUCUGUCUGUCUGUCUGUCUGUCUGUCUGUCUGUCUGUGUUCUAGAUGCCUCUGAACAUGACCAACGCAGUGAUCACGGCCCGCCAGCUGCUCGUCUACACAGUGGAGGCCGCCAACUUCUCCGAUAAGAUGGACGUCAUCUUCGUGGCUGAGAUGAUCGAGAAGUUUGGCAAGUUUGCUGAGAAAUACAAGGAGGUGAGUCCCACUUCCAUCUCACAGGCUCACCUUGUAUCUCAUUUAGGGAUGAAUAAGACGCACGCAUUUGCAUAUAAAGACACACACACACACAUACAGUGCCUUGCAAAAGUAUUCAUCCCCCUUGGCGUUUUUCCUAUUGUGUUGCAUUACAACCUGUAAUUUUAAAUUUAUUUUUAUUUGGAUUUCAUGUAAUGGACAUACACAAAAUAGUCCAAAUUGGUGAAGUGAAAUGAAAAAAAAAAACUUGUUUCAAAAAAUUCUAAAAAAUAAAUAACCGAAAAGUGGUGCGUGCAUAUGUAUUCACCCCCUUUGCUAUGAAGCCCUUAAAUAAGAUCUGGUGCAACCAAUUACCUUCAGAAGUCACAUAAUUAGUUAAAUAAAUUCCACCUGUGUGCAAUCUAAGUGUCACAUGAUCUGUCACCUGAUCUCAGUGUAUAUAUACACCUGUUAGGCCCCAGUCUGCAACACCAUUAAGCAAGGGGCACCACCAAGCAAGCUGCACCAUGAAGACCAAGGUGGUCUCCAAACAGGUCAGGGACAAAGUUGUGGACAAGUACAGAUCAGGGUUGGGUUAUUAAAAAAUAUGAGAAACUUUGAACAUCCCACGGAGCACCAUUAAAUCCAUUAUUACAAAAUUGAGAGAAUAUAGCACCACAACAAACCUGCCAAGAGAGGGCCGCCCACCAAAACUCACAGACCAGGCAAGGAGGGUAUUAAUCAGAGAGGCAACAAAGUGACCAAAGAUAACCCUGAAGGAGCUGCAAAGCUCCACAGCGGAGAUUGGAGCAUCUGUCCAUAGGACCACUUUAAGCCGUACACUCCACAGAGCUGGGCUUUAUGGAAGAGUGGCCAGAAAAAAGCCAUUGCUUAAAGAAAAAAAUAAGCAAACACGUUUGGUGUUCGCCAAAAGGCAUGUGGGAGACUCCCCAAACAUAUGGAAGAAGGAACUCUGGUCAGAUGAGACUCAAAUUGAGCAUUUUGGCCAUCAAGGAAAACGCUAUGUCUGGCGCAAACCCAACACCUCUCAUCACCCCGAGAACACCAUCCCCACAGUGAAGCAUGGUGGUGGCAGCAGCAUGCUGUGGGGAUGUUUUUCAUCGGCAGGGACUGGGAAACUGGUCAGAAUUGAAGGAAUGAUGGAUGGCGCUAAAUACAGGGAAAUUCUUGAGGGAAACCUGUUUCAGUCUUCCAGGGAUUUGAGACUGGGACGGAGGUUCGCCUUCCAGCAGGACAAUGACCCUAAGCAUACUGCUAAAGCAACACUUGAGUGGUUUAAGGGGAAACAUUUAAAUGUCUUGGAAUGGCAUAGUCAAAGCCCAGACCUCAAUCCAAUUGAGAAUCUGUGGUAUGACUUAAAGAUUGCUGUACACCAGCGGAACUCAUCCAACUUGAAGGAGUUGGAGCAGUUUUGCCUUGAAGAAUGGGCAAAUAUCCCAGUGGUCAGAUGUGCCAAGCUUAUAGAGACAUACCCCAAGAGACUUGCAGCUGUAAUUGCUGCAAAAGGUGGCUCUACAAAGUAUUGACUUUAGGGGGGUGAAUAGUUAUGCACGCUCAAGUUUUCUGUUUUUUUGUCUCAUGUCUUUGUUUUACAAUAACAAAUAUUUUGCAUGUUCAAAGUGGUAGGCAUGUUGUGUAAAUCAAAUGAUACAAACCCACCCAAAAUCAAUUUUAAUUCCAGGUUGUAAGGCAACAAAAUAGGAAAAAUGCCAAGUGGGGUGAAUACUUUCAAGCCACUGUACACACACACAGAGGAUAGUAACACAUGCACGAUGAGGUGACUCUGCAGGCAUAGGUGUAAUGAGAAGAAAUUGGGUCACUUUAAGUCGAACUACUGUAGAUAAUAGUUUGUCAGUGUGUGUUUACUGUGUUCAAGUGAAUGCUCCCACAUUGCUUCUGAGUGCAAGUGACAGUGUGAAUCCUCAACUUACUGUAUGCCUUUCAAUCUUACUCCUGAUAUUUGGGGCUUUUUCCAUUGAUGUUAUAACUACGUUCCUCAUAGUUGAGACAAAGCAACCCUGUCCUGUUUAAAUCCACAGAGGAAUCAGAAUGAGAGCGGAUAAGAUAGGAUCUGGAAUGAGGGAUUUUUCCUGUGGGUGAUUUGAGCUGUGGGGGAUGGCAGAGCAAGGCCGGGUCAGGUUUCUUUGCCUGUUGGGUUUCCGUUGGGAAGGCUUUCAGUGGCGCACCUGGUUGAGACCUGUGCCCUCAGUCAGCACCAAAGCCUCAAAAUAAUUUUAUUUCCACAGUGAUGAUAAUAACAUUGUUAUUGUUUUCGAUUGAUAUGGCUGGUGUAUGCAUGUGCCUGUCUGUGGCCCUGCAUGUAUGUGCAGGUAACUGUUAGCGUGUAGUUAUGUUGUUUCUUGGUGUGUGUUAACCCUGUUCUCUCUCUCUCUGUCUCAGUUGGGGGACGUGAUGGUGGACAUCUCCAGUAACCUGAUGCUGGCUGAUGAGCGGGUGCUGUGGAUGGCUCAGCGCGAGGCCAGGGCCUGCUCCCGCAUCGUGGAGUGUCUCCAGAGGAUCGCUGUACACCGCCUAGCUAGCACAGCCCAGACCUACUCCACCGUAAGAUCACAGUAAAUCAUGAGAUCACAGUAUAUAAUGUCCUAUUACAACUCUAUGGACCAAAUCCUGAACAGCAUUGAGGCAUUAAUGCGUUGAUGUCAUUGGGAGAUGCACAUGAAGUUGGACCACUGUCUGUAGAUCUGUGUGUGUGUGUGUGUGUUACACUAUUUUUGAAUUUAAAAACCUGUCCUAUCUUAUUGUUCUUCAUUUCGCCUUGUGUAUUAUUUUUCUCUAUUUCCUAUUAUUUGUUCCCAGAAUUCCCAUAAUAUCGCUCUGGAGGCCCACGCCAUCAAGGCGAGCAGCUUCAACGGCAUGACCUGCACACUGUUCCAGAAGCUGAUGCCUGAACGUGGCGGGCUCAGAGACCUGGGCCCACGCAUAGACCUAGAUGGCAACCCUGACCGCCAGCUCAGCUUCAAGUGUAAUGUCACCAGCACCCUGUCCAGCCUCGCUCUUAAGGUCAGUACCCAGGAAUGUCCAUAAGGGAGUCAAUCACAAAGUGCUUAUAAAGUAACACAGCCUAGACUGCAAAGAGCAAGCAGCAGCAGUCAUGUUCAUUGUAACAGGCCUAAUGAAGGCAUCUGCAUACUAAGUUCGAUUUGCUCCUAGCAGAACUCGGCUAGGCGAAGUGAACUCCCUUAAAAGACCUUCGCUUGAAAAACUAGUACUGUUUGUCCAUCUUGAGACGCCGUAGCCAUUAUACACUUCCUCAAAAUAGUCAGAAUUAAUCUAAAAUAACACAAGAAAUCUGUCAUUAAUUUUGAUGUUUUUGCUUAGUCGCGUAUUUUUACAUCUAACUAAUCUGUUUGGUGCACUAUUUCUCAAGUGAAACAAUUUGCAUGAAAAUUAGUCGUCUCUCGUUGAAUGACAACAAACACUUAAUUGAAGAAUCCUAUGUUUACCAAUCACCGACAAAGGGGCGUAGACUUUGGCUACCAAACUUCGGCUUUCCUUGAGAAAAUGUUUUGUGUGCACGAACAGCUGAAAAAAAACCUUACCGAAGACCAAAACGUCACAAAAUUUGUCAUAAUAUAUGCCCAAACUGUUUCAGAUGGGAAACAUGCAGACGUCUUUAAUGAGGUGCAUUGUCAUGUGACGUUCACCCAUAACACACAUUAAAACAAUGAACUGUAAGAUAAAGCGUUACCCAGAAUUCCACAAUUAUACUGUACACUCAAUCAUCAUUUUCAUCUCAAUGGGACUCACCUGUAUAAAUAAAGUAUAAAUGAAAUUAUAGAAUAGAAUCACCUCUCUUUCUCUCCUCAGAACACCAUAGUGGAGGCGUCCCUGCAGCUCCCGCCCUCUCUGUUCUCCCAGUACUCUGUCCCUGGCCAGGCCGGCGACAACGUCUACAAGCUCCACCUGCUGGCCUUCCGCAACGGCAAGCUCUUCCCCUCCACGGGCAACUCCACCCUUCUGGCCGACGGGGGAAAGAGGAGGAACGUGGCCACCCCCGUGCUCCUGGCCAAGAUAGGUGAGUCCGACAUGGACCUUACUGUACCACUAAAGUAUUAGAUGGUUUUGUUCAAGAUGUUGUUGCGACUUAUUUUAAUAGUGAAUUUUACGGUAUGGGCACCAUAAAUUAUAUUAGGAGGAAUAGAUCUUGAUUUAAGCUUGCAAAGACUUGAUUUAGGAUCCCAUCUGUAAUUUUACAUUUUAUAAUGUACGAAAAAGCUUAAGAAGUUUAGUUGUAUGUAGUGAAAAUGUGUGGCCAUUAUAUUCUCUAUCAAUUACGUGCGAAAUGGCAAUAUGUUUUUUGUUACAGCAGAUUUUAGAAAAUGUUGCGCAAAAAGGAUUGAUAGAUGCAUAAAGAUAAGAACCAGGACAUGUUUUGACAUUCAAGACUAACGCCUCUCUCUCUCUCUCUCUCUCUCUCUCUGGUCAGAUGGUUUCCCACUGCGCGGCCUGCGGAUGCCGGUGAACGCCACGCUGCGGAGGUUUGCCCGCGGCACCGACGCUGUGCCCGCCUGCUGGAACUUCAGCCUGCUGGGCGGGCAGGGCGGUUGGCAGAACGAGGGCUGCCGUCUCCUGGGCCACCACGACAACUUCACCACGCUCUCCUGCGACUCGCUCAGCAACUAUGCCCUGCUCAUGGUGAGUGGCCAGGGGGUUCCUGGCCUUUAAACUCAAUGAACAAAUGUGACAACAUAAGGUUGUUUGUUCCCAACAAGGGCUAUUUUCCUCAGGAAAUGUAGUCAGCUUCUUGUUUUAUUUUCUUGCCAUGAUACUUCUGAGUAUUAGGAUAGUAAUAUCAUGACAGCCUUACUUUUUUCGAGACAUUAGCCUUUUCCCCCAUCUGUUUGGGUUCACACUUUCUAUAGACACUUCCUGUUUAGUUUUGGCUCAACCACAUGACAGUCUCCUGAAUAGGCGAAAUCGGCGUCUUUCAUCAGGGUUAAUUUGUUAUUGUAUGGCACAUUGUCAUAAGUGAUGACAUUUUAACAUGCUAUGUGUAUCCCAAAGGAUCUUACUGGGGUGGAGUAUUUCUCUCCCAGCAUUGAGCCUCUCCACCCAGUCAUCUACGCCACAGCUAUCGUCCUGCUGCUCUGUCUACUGAUUAUCAUCAUCAGCUACAUAUACCACCACAGGUAACAGCUCUACCUGCAUACUCAUCCUGCUAGUAGAAUUAGUACAGUGUAUACCAGGUGUAUAAGAUACCAAGUACCCAUCUUACUAGUAGUACGGUGUCUAAUACAGUGUUUAUUACCAAAUGGUGGACUGUGACUCGCUUUUCGGUCGCAGCAUAAGAUUUGAGGCCAGAAUGUUUCUUAUUGGUUGGGUCACAAUGCAAAGAAGUUUGAGAACCAAUACUGUCCAGUCUCCAGUAAGAUUUUCACCACUCCACAAGCGCAUCUCUACCACUCCAACUCGUUCAAAAUAACAACAAAGAUUUUGAAUUAAUCAAACGUACGAAUAGCUACUAUAUUCUAUGACAAAUAGCUAUUAUAUUUUAUUCCCUGAGCUCAGCAUUUAUUUGCUGAAUCUCACCAUGUCAAUUCUGCAUGGUUGUGUGUCCAGGUCUGUCCGGAUCAGCCGUAAGUACUGGCACAUGCUGGUCAACCUCUGCCUCCACAUCUUCCUCACCUGCGGCGUCUUCGUGGGUGGCAUCAACCAGACACGCUACACCAGCAUGUGCCAAGCCGUGAGUAUUCCCCCUUACCACCCACCAUAACCCCCUGGUGUGCCAGCCUAUCUGCCUACCAGGCUGCCAGGCAGACUGCCAACCUGCCUUCCCGUGCUCAAAGCACCUCACAAUUAUGUGGGGAUCUCAAGAUGUUGUGGAGAAAGAUGUGCCUUUGGCAACAUAGUGUGAUUCUGGAUUUGUGGCGGAGUCCCGGCUCUCCACCCUUCUCCCAAAGUGUGCACUUGCACACUUGCCGUCAUAGAUUGAAAUGCAUUGGAUUGGCUAGAGGGAGUUUACACCAUUUGUUAAAUCCAUGAUGAGGUGUGCAAGUGCACACUUUGGGAGAAGGGUGGAGAAUCGGGACGCAGUCUAUCUCUCAAGUAUAGAUUUCUACUUCAGCUGAAGGCAGUGUAGCACCCCCUGCUGAUCUGCACUGGGUUCUUUCAUUAAUGCAUUGUCCCUCACACAAAGGGCCUGGUUGGUAGAGAACAUCUGGGAAAAACCGGUUUUCCACCUGGAAUAAAGGAUAUCGUACAGCUAGUCUCUACUUUGUCAAGGAAUUUAAACAACUGACUAUUAGUACAAUAACAUUUUAUGAAGUAAAUGUGUAUUAUUUUGCUCACAAAUUAUUUGUGAAGCAUCUAUGUAGCGCUUAUGUAGAAUUUAUGAAUGCUCUAUAAAGCCUUCAUAUAGUACAGGCAAUAUAUGGAAAGAUCUUUCACGUUUUCAUAAAAGCAUGAAACUUGGUACACUUGUACAGUUUGGGGCACUGAACCUUUUCACAAUUACAUUUUUUGUUGAAAGUGGGACUGAGAUGUAUUAUUUUUUUUUUUUUAGGUGGGCAUUAUUCUGCAUUACUCUACACUGGCCACGGCUUUGUGGGUGGGCGUGACGGCACGCAACAUCUACAAGCAGGUGACUCGCAAGGCCAAGCGCUAUGAAGAGCUGGACGAGCCCCCGCCCCCUCCACGACCCAUGCUGAGGUAAAAUACUACAGUUCCCACAAUGUACUGUUAUGAAAAGGCUUGGUCAUUAUACCCAAUGAAAGUCCUGCCUACUUCCUGAUUCCAGUCCUGUACGGUUUUUGAAUGGGCUUCAAGCUUAUUUAAUCAAAUUCAUGAAAUCGCAGUCAUAUAAUAUAUAUAUAUAUAUAUAUAAAAUUGGAUUCAUAUUUGUGCAUUGAUUUGCUCGUACCUGAUGCCUUUUAUCAAAAUAUUUGACGCUCAAUAAGUAAGUCACAUCGGCGAAAGUUACAAAAGGAUCAUUUGAACUACAACUCCUGAAGUCUAGUUCGCAAGCUGGAGCGUGCUUGCUCGAGUUGAGAACUCACAGGAUGGUAAAAACCCUUUAGUUACAGUCAAUUUGAUGUGUUUUAUAUUAGAUUACACUGUGGCUUGUUUACUGAACAUUGUCAGCCAGUACUUUAAAAAUAAAUAAAUAAAUAUACUUUCUUUGUAGACCGGCAAGCUGUUGAAAGUGAGACAUAUAUACAGUGGGGAAAAAAGGUAUUUAGUCAGCCACCAAUUGUGCAAGUUCUCCAACUUAAAAAGAUGAGAGAGGCCUGUAAUUUUCAUCAUAGGUACACGUCAACUAUGACAGACAAAAUGAGAAAAAGAAAUCCAGAAAAUCACAUUGUAGGAUUUUUAAUGAAUUUAUUUGCAAAUUAUGGUGAAAAAUAAGUAUUUGGUCAAUAACAAAAGUUUCUCAAUACUUUGUUAUAUACCCUUUUGUUGGCAAUGACACAGGUCAAACGUUUUCUGUAAGUCUUCACAAGGUUUUCACACACUGUUGCUGGUAUUUUGGCCCAUUCCUCCAUGCAGAUCUCCUCUAGAGCAGUGACGUUUUGGGGCUGUCGCUGGGCAACACGGACUUUCAACUCCCUCCAAAGAUUUUCUAUGGGGUUGAGAUCUUGAGACUGGCUAGGCCACUCCAGGACCUUGAAAUGCUUCUUAUGAAGCCACUCCUUUGUUGCCCGGGCGGUGUGUUUGGGAUCAUUGUCAUGCUGAAAGACCCAGCCAUGUUUCAUCUUCAAUGCCCUUGCUGAUGGAAGGAGGUUUUCACUCAAAAUCUCACGAUACAUGGCCCCAUUCAUUAUUUCCUUUACACGGAUCAGUCGUCCUGGUCCCUUUGCAGAAAAACAGCCCCAAAGCAUGAUGUUUCCACCCACAUGCUUCACAGUAGGUAUGGUGUUCUUUGGAUGCAACUCAGCAAUCUUUGUCCUCCAAACACGACGAGUUGAGUUUUUACCAAAAAGUUAUAUUUUGGUUUCAUCUGACCAUAUGACAUUCUCCUAAUCCUCUUCUGGAUCAUCCAAUCAUGGAUCAUAGCAAACUUCAGACGGGCCUGGACAUGUACUGGCUUAAGCAGGGGGACACGUCUAACACUGCAGGAUAUGAGUCCCUGGCGGCGUAGUGUGUUACUGAUGGUAGGCUUUGUUACUUUGGUCCCAGCUCUCUGCAGGUCAUUCACUAGGUCCCCCCGUGUGGUUCUGGGAUUUUUGCUCACCGUUCUUGUGAUCAUUUUGACCCCACGGUGUGAGAUCUUGCGUGGAGCCCCAGAUCGAGGGAGAUUAUCAGUGGUUUUGUAUGUCUUCCAUUUCCUAAUAAUUGCUCCCACAGUUGAUUUCUGCAAACCAAGCUGCUUACCUAUUGCAGAUUCAGUCUUCCCAGCCUGGUGCAGGUCUACAAUUUUGUUUCUGGUGUCCUUUGACAGCUCUUUGGUCUUGGCCAUAGUGGAGUUACUGUUUGACUGUUUGAGGUUGUGGACAGGUGUCUUUUAUACUGAUAACAAGUUCAAACAGGUGCCAUUAAUACAGAUAACGAGUGGAGGACAGAGGAGCCUCUUAAAGAAGAAGUUACAGGUCUGUGAGAGACAGAAAUCUUGCUUGUUUGUAGGUGACCAAAUACUUAUUUUCCACCAUAAUUUGUAAAUAAAUUCAUUAAAAAUCCUACAAUGUGAUUUUCUGGAAUUUUCUUUUCUCAAUUUGUCUGUCAUAGUUGACGUGUACCUAUGAUGAAAAUUACAGGCCUCUCUCAUCUUUUUAAGUGGGAGAACUUGCACAAUUGGUGGCUGACUAAAUACUUUUUUCCCCCACUGUAUCUGGUGGGAGUUGUAGUUCAAGUGUGUAGUUGAAAUUACUUUUCGGCUUCAUGCUUCGUCUUGGCCGUCAAAUACAUUGAAAACCGGCAUAUGGUAAGUAAAUUCACUCGGAAACACAUAUACAUGUUAUAUGACCGCGUUGUCAUGAAUUUGACGAUGCAAAUUUGAAGCCAAUUCUUAGCCUACAAAACGAGGAACCAGGAAGUACCACUUUCAUGGCAGAUAGCGAGUCAGACAAAAGUGUGUGCUCCCUUACAAGGAGCUGCUAAUACUAUUAAAAUAUCUUCUAGAAAGGUUUCUCUUACCUCUGUGACUUGUGGAGGGAGAAAGGUUGGUUUGUGUUGUUGGUUUCAAUUCCAUCACAUGGUGUCAGUAUAGAGGCCUAAAGCACACAUACCACCUCUGCAACCAACUCACCACCAAUUUGAUCUCUUUCACAAGAAAGCAGGCCCUAAUUAGUGAUUUUUCCACUACCUUUUCCUACCAGGUUCUACCUAAUAGGCGGAGGGAUACCGAUCAUAGUCUGUGGCAUAACUGCAGCCGCCAACAUCAAGAACUACGGUAGUCGGGCCAACGCGGCAUAGUAAGUAGUGCCAGUCUGUCACAUUGUAUGGAAACCAAUUAGUCCUUCUACUAUACUGUGUGUUUAUGGAAAUUCUGUUACAUUUGAUCUCGCCAGAAGGCUUCGUGUAUAUAUAGAAAACUAUACCCAAGGGAACUCGCUUUUUGUUUUCGACUGGCCAGAAUGCGUGUGUGCAGGGAUUUAUGUAAAUAACAACUAUUUAGCGGGGAUAGGAAAAGUUCUGAGUCCCUGUGAAGUUCUGAGAACCCGAUUAGGAGCGCUAUUUAUAGUGUGUCGGCACCUCACGUCUGCUGCCAGUUUCUCUCUUUCUCUUAUCUUUCUCUCGUUCUCCUGUUCUCUCUUUGUCUCUUUCUCUCUUUCACUCUCUUCUCUCACUCUCUUUUCUCUCAAAUCUGCUGCCAGUUUCCUAAUCUAUCGUUCUCUUUCUCUUCUCUUUCGUCCUCUUUUUCUUUCAUUCUCAUGUUCUCUCCCUUGUUCUCGUGCUCUCGUUCUCUCUCUCUCUCUCUCUCUCUCUCUCUCUCUCUCUCUCUCUCUCUCUCUCUUCUCUUUUAUGGUGGCAGCUGUUUGGGUUGCAUAAGCGCACUGAGUAAUUUGGAAAUCUGGACCUGGAAGUCUUUGGAGUUUAAUUAAUUUGCGCUACCGAGACGAAUGGAACCCGCCCCGUGGAAUCUUCUGGAACAGAUUCUCUGAGAAUAGGAAAGCAGGAUGUUUAAUACAAAGAGACUCAAUGCGUGCAUGUGUGUCUUUACCUGAUUUAAUGAGAUAAGGGGUUGAGUCAAACUCAUUAUAUAUAUUUUUAAAGGUUGGACCACUUGAAUGGGUGGCACUUGACUCAUCCAGUGACUCAUUAUGCAAAGAUUUCUGUCAAAUGGUCGAGUUACCUAUCACCAAAUUCGUGGCUUUUCAACUCUUAAAAACAUGUUUUCCCACCUCCAGAGUGCCUAUUAAAUGCCAAUUAAAGUAACAGGGUUGACGAUUUCAUCUUAAAUCGGCCAUAAAUCCCCUUGUGACAUGGGGAAUGGAAGCUUGUUGUGUGCAAUUGAAUGCAAUCUUCCCCCCAAAAUGAAAAUGUUAAAACAUUUCUAGCCUAUCUAUCUAUGGGUAACAGGGUUGACAUGUUAUGCUCAACCCGCUCAGUUUUCCACCAGAAAAUGGCCAAAAAUAGAACCAGCUCACCUGCUUUAACACUAUGAUUUGACUAUUAGAUGUUCAAUGUUUCUUUUGCAAUAAUACAAUUUUUUUAUGAUUUCACCAUUAAAACAAGAGUUCAGUUCACGUAACAGGGUUGACCUUAAAAUGAGGGACAGACGUAAAUGAAUCACUAAUCACAAUAAAUAAAUGAUUCUCUCACAAAUUACUUUGUCAAAGCAACAAAAUAAGUAGAGCUUUACAAUAAUGGUGAAACUUGGAGACAUUUGGGGGUUAAGAGGUUAAAAUCUUGACAUGUCAAAAUGCAGAAUUUUGGCACUGUAACCAGUCUUUAUUUAUAUAAAAACAUCUGAUUUAUUGAAUUAUCCAUGUGGUCUAUAUUAAAGGGCAAUUCAUUUAAUAUAAUAGGCUUUUAACAUUCAGUAUUGGUGCACAAUUUCUACUUAAAAUAUCAAAUGCACUCUUUUUGUGGCACGACCCUCAUACACGUCAUAUGGCUCUAUUGCCAACAUAUGUUUUUGCUGAUAUAUCAACACCACCGCAUACUACAUUUGUGUGAAUGAUCAUGUGCGUGUGUACCACAUUUACAUAAAUAUUUACUGUAUGUUUGUACUGAUGCCUUCCCCCUCUAUGUGUCUCUCAGUUGCUGGAUGGCGUGGGAGCCCAGCCUGGGGGCCUUCUACGGCCCUGUCAGCUUCAUCGUCUUCGUGGACUGCAUGUACUUCCUUAGCAUCCUCCUCCAGCUGCGACGCCACCCCGAGCGCCGCUACGAACUCAAGGAGCCCGCUGAGGAGCAGCAGCGACUGGCGGUAGCGGGCAGCGAGGCCGGAGACGUCCCGGCCACCCUCCUCCACCUCCACCCCCAGGACACCUCGUCCUCCACAGUUUCGGCUCCUCACGCCGUGUCCCUGUUGGCCUUGGAGAACGAGCAUACAUUCGCGGUGCAGCUCCUGGGCGCGGCGGCGGCUCUGGGGCUCUACGCAGCGCUGUGGGUGUUUGGCGCCAUGGCCGUGUCCCAGGAGAGGCCGGCCGACCUGGUGUUCUCCUGCCUGUUUGGUGUGGCGGCGCUGGCCCUGGGUGGCUUUCUAAUGGCGCACCACUGCGUCAACCGCCAGGACAUGAGGCGCCACUGGGCCCAGGCUUGUUGCCCUGGGAGACGGGCCUACUCGGCGCAGGAGGAUGCCCUGCUGCCGCUGCCGGGGGCAUCCACGGCAUCCGCGACUGGGUCGGUUGGUAGGGGCAAUGGCGAUGCGGCCAAGUGUGCCCACAGCAGUGCUGAGUCAUCGUGCACCAAUAAGAGUGCCCCCAGCAUGCGAAACUCCGCCCAGGGAAGUAAACUGACCAAUCUGCAUGCAGAGGCGGCACAGAACAAGUCCCUGCCCCUACUACCCCUGCCCGCGCCGGCCAAUGGCGCAGCCUUGCUGGACAACAGCCUGACUGAGCACUCGGUGGACAACGAGAUCAAGAUGCACGUGGCGCCCGUGGAGGUGCAGUUCCGGCCCGUCAACAACAACAACAAUCCCACCGCCGCCACCAACGGACACGCGGGCCGGCACCACAAGAACAGGGCGCGGUCCCACCGGGCCAGCCGACUUACGGUGCUGCGCGAGUACGCCUAUGACGUGCCCACCAGCGUGGACAGCAGCGUGCAGAGCGCCCCCCACAGGCGGCAUCGCCACGAACACCACGACAGUCAGCAGGCGCGGAGCAGCCGACGGGCAGCCUACAUGGCCUACAGGGAGCGCCUCCAGAGCCAGAUGCAACAGGACAGCAGCGACGCCAGCACGUCCCUGCCCCGACCCUCGCGCUACGCCGACAAGGGAGGGGGCAGCACUAGCACCCUGGGCAACGGGGCUGUCGGAGGAGUUGGAAGUGGAAGUGUAGGAACAAUAGUAGGGUCAGGUGGAGAAAGUGAGGGGGUUGGGACUGCUGCUUCCGUUACGAGUAAAGACAGUAGUAGCGUAAAGGAGCCCAAUAACACAGAAUUGGUGGAGGGCCGGCCCAAGUCGUACGGGCUCAACCUGGCUACACAAAACGGCACGCUCAAAGACAACGGGCAGAACAUGCCCUUAAUCAACACAGAGAGCUCGAGCUCGGCCAACAUAAAGACUGGCUUAUGGAAACACGAAACUACCGUGUAG